Molecule: messenger RNA, 3605 nt
Organism: Oncorhynchus gorbuscha (pink salmon)
Lineage: Eukaryota; Metazoa; Chordata; Actinopteri; Salmoniformes; Salmonidae
Product: spartin-like
Exons: 8
Coding region: 141-1943 (600 amino acids)
Biological process (GO): cell division; negative regulation of BMP signaling pathway
Cellular component (GO): plasma membrane
Source: RefSeq, a predicted model, not a curated record
AGAAGAAGAAGGAGGCGCAUGACACUGACAGCCUCUUGUCAGCAAAGCUUGAAAUCCAGCUCCAACAGCUAAAAAGACAGACGUCAGACGUUGAUCGCCUCCUUCACUAGACAAGAGUUUGUCGUCUAACGUUAGUGGACAUGGAGGAAGCCAAUCAAGAUGCCUUUGACAGAGCCAGGCUGCAGGUGAUCAAAGACGGCUAUGAGAAGGCAUUUGAGUGCAUCAAUAGAGGCCUGACCGAGGAUGAAGCUGGCCACAAGGCCCAGGCCCUGGCCCAGUACACAAAGGGACGCCAGCACCUCCUCAGGGCCAUCAGUGUGCCCUCACAGGGGCACGAGUGUGUGGGGUGCUCCUGGGAGUCAGCUCGCCAGAUGCAGCACAAGAUGCAGGAGACUCUGAACAACAUCACCACUCGAUUGGCGGUCCUAGAGACUAGCCCAGACCCUGAAAUCCCACCACCUCUAGAUGCCUCUAAUGGAGUCCCCGGGACAGCAUCUAACUCUUACCUUUACCCCAAACUGGAGAAGGAGAAACCAGAGCAGCGAUCUCCACCCAAGCUACUAAUGACUAAUUGCCAGGCUGGAGCUGUGGGAGACAUUGUGUCUCCCUCCCUGCCUCUUUCUCCCACUAGACAGCCUGUGGUGCCUGGCGAUCUGCCCCCAGCCUACUCCUCCCAGGCGGCUGAUGGCCACCUGACUAUCUCCUACGGGACAGAAUCUGGAGAGAUGUCGCUGGUAGGAGAGGAGUUUUACAGCCACAUGUCCCCCUCUCCUCAGAGCCUGGGGGAGGAUGGAGAGGAACUCUUCUUCCUGUCUCACGGGGUACAGAUGUUCUUUGUCACACCUGACGGCCAGGUCAGCGCUCCCUCCUACCCAGGGUACCUGCGGAUGGUCAAGUUCACCAGCCAGCAGUCAGAGAGAGUGCCCAACCGCCCACCAGCCUUCCUGCAGGUGUGUGAUUGGCUGUACCCACUGAUGGCCACUGACUCCCCUGUCCUGCUGUGUAACACAGGGGUGUUCAUGUUCCCGAACAUGAUGGAGUCUGCCGCGGGAUCCUACGUGGGCGUUGUGCUGUCCUCUGAACUGCCUGUUGAAGACAGACAACUGUUCCAGGACAUGCUGUCCCAGAUGACAGACCUCAGGGUGCAGGCUCCAAAUGAGGCAGCAGACGGCAUCAACCUGAGCCAGAAGGUGUCCCUCGCUCCCCUCGAGGAAGAAGAAGACCCAGCAGCAGGAGAGGAGGAGAAGAACCUGCCAGAGUGGAGUGAGAAGGUGGCCAGUGGCAUCCUCACAGGGGCAUCGUUGUUGAGCUGGGGCCUGGUGAAGGGGGCUGAGUUCACUGGCACAGCCAUCCAAAAGGGGGCCUCGAAACUGCGGGAGCACAUCACCCCCGAGGACAAGCCAGCCCAUGUCAGCCCCUCCGUCUCCAAGGGAUUGCAUGUAGCCAAACAGGCCACCGGGGGCGCUGUCCGCGUCAGCCAGUUCCUGGUGGACGGCGUGUGUAUGGUGGCAGGGUGUGUGGGUAAGGAGCUGGCUCCCCAUGUGAAGAAACAUGGAAGCAAGUUGGUCCCAGAGUCCAUGAAGAAAGACAAAGAUGGACGAUCCAACAUCGAUGGCGCCAUGGUGGUGGCUGCCAGUGGAGUUCAAGGCUUCGCUACCAUGUGGACUGGUUUGGAAGUAGCAGCAAAGAACAUCACCGUCUCUGUUGCCUCCGAAACCGUCAACACUGUCAAGCAUAAGUAUGGGGUAGCAGCCGGCCAGGCCACAGACCAUGCUGUGAACUCUGCCAUUAACAUGGGCGUCACCGCCUUCAACAUUGACAACCUGGGCAUCAAAGCUGCGGUGAAGAAGACUGGCAAACAGACGGCUGUGGCCAUUCUGCAGGACUACCAGCUACAGGACCCUAACACUAACCAGAAACAAGUGGAGAAACGGGACAAAUAGGCCCCAUCCAGGAAUAAGUUUUAUGUCCCAAAUGGCACCCUAUUCCCUAAAUAGUCACUACUUUGGACCAGAGCAAAAUAUAGAGAAUAGGGUGUGUUUUAGGACACAGUCAACCCCAAGCCCCAUGACACUUACCCCAGUCCUACCCACAGAGCACUGGUGUAGAUAUGAGAGGACUGGAUAGGUGUGAGCAAAACGGCAAAACUUCUACUUGCCUAGUCUGUCAUAGGGAAAGGCUGAGGUACUACCAUAUUGAUUAAACGUGUCCAUUUUCUUUCAGAUGAUACCCUAGUGCCUAGAGGGUAGAGGCUAGGACUUGCGUCCCAAAUGGCACCCUAUUCCCAAUGUAUAGUGCACAAAGGGAAUGAGGUGCCAUUUGGGAUGCACCCAUGUCCUCCUCUCUUUCCUUUAGAGCCUUAAUUAACACACAAUUUGUAUUCUUCUAUAAAGAAAUCUAUACAUUAUUUACAAUACAUAUUUUAUAUUUACAUACUAGUUGACUAAUAGCCUAUAGAUAUGUUACCAGUGUUUGAUACAACUGUUAAGCACUUCAAUCUUUAUAAUGAAUGGUAUGACAUUAUAAUGUCAUUAAUAUAAUAACUAGGAGGAACAUUAUGUAGGUAGGCUGAUGUAUUAUUGCUAAAUGAUUUGUCUGCAAGACACUGGAAUAGAAUAAGUCACGUAUGUGAUAGAAAUAUAAACUGAUAACAGGAUUCUUUUUUUUUUUUUGUUUUGUUACAUUUCAAGACUACUGCUGUUGACCUAUUGUAGUAAUACUGUAGUAACAGUAGUAGUAUUACUGCAGUAGUACUGUAGCCAGCAGCAGCAUGCUAACUAUGUGCUAUAAGAAUACAUGUUUGGGUUCAUUUUAAUCAAUGAAAUAAUGUUAAUGUGUGAAACAAGAUGAAUCCAAGCAUGCACAGGAAUAUGUGUAGUUUGUAUAGCUGCUGAGGGUACUGGAUAAGAUUGAACAAGGUAUACUCUUGUCAUAUGACUUUGUAAUGCAGAGGAAAGAAUCAUUCCAAACGUAGAACCAGGGGAGUGUUGAACUGGUUUGAGAAUGAUCCUUGGCUUGCUUCGUAUGCCUUAACCAGUUACUACAUGCUCUAUGCUACUCUAACCAAACAAGGCCACGCUACUUUCAUCUUGGUUGUACUUGUUAAAGCUGUGAUAUUAAUUUUCUAUGAAAGUACACUUUUUUUUCACGUGAUGCAAAGAAAGGGAUAUAUUUUUUUUUAACUAUGACUCCUGGAAGAAAUGAUUAUGGCAAAAUUAUAGCUAUAAAUACAUCAACUGUUUUGGCACAAUCUGUACGUCUGUGGGAAGUUUUGGAGUGUGUGUUUUAAGAUUAGUGUCGCUGUACAUGUUAUGUUCUCAACAUACUGUAUUUAACUUGUAAUGCUGUCUACCAUUCAUGAUUGACCUUGGGCUGAUGUUGAUUCAACAUGAAUUGUCUUCAGUAAUAUUUCCCCUUAAGGGUUUAAGUGAAGGCAGACUGUCUUUCUGGUGUGAAUUUGAAAUAUCAUGCAGGCAUUGAAUACACACCAGCAUUCUUUUCAAAAUAAUGUCUCUGUGCUUCUGUGGCCCUAUGUGAUCAAAUAGUCACACGGUCUGAUGAUAAACGAAAUAUCUGAUGGGUAAUAAAAAGCUAUUGAAGAAUGA